Molecule: messenger RNA, 435 nt
Organism: Amaranthus tricolor (Joseph's coat)
Lineage: Eukaryota; Viridiplantae; Streptophyta; Magnoliopsida; Caryophyllales; Amaranthaceae
Exons: 2
Coding region: 1-435 (144 amino acids)
Source: RefSeq, a predicted model, not a curated record
AUGAGAUCAAUCAUAGAAGAAGGCAUGCUUGUGAAAAUCGGAAACGGUAAAUCUGUACGGUUUUGGCAUGAUAGGUGGUGUGAUGUCGGAACACUUGAAAGGGCUUUCCCAAGACUGUACACAAUAUCGCUACAGAAAAAUCUCCUCAUAAGUCAAAUGGGGGACUGGCUCAAAACCCAUAUUGAACAGAUGCGACCUGAUAGGGGCAGAGAAGAUAGUGUGGUCUGGAAACACUCGGGCAGCACGAUAUACCCUACAAAGAGCAUUGGUGUGAAAAUGUUUGAAGACAAAACACCCAUUUUGUCCAAACCCGUAAUCAAUCUCGUAUGGCAGAAAUUUAUCCCUCCAAGAGCACAGUUGUCCGUAUGGUUGGCGAGCUUGGAGAGACUUAAAACUGGGGAUUUCCUGUUGGAAAAGGGAAUCAUUGAUACUUAA